GUAAUGCUUGCGUCGAAUUAGCCGAUCAUAACGUCACUCGUGUCUGCUGUCUAAUAGAGAUCAGAUCAGCAGAGCUCCAGAAAGUGAUUUUUCAACUUUAGAUACACCGAGAGCAAAAUAUUAAAGCACAGUAUUAGUCACUGGGAGUCCUUACUGCAAACGGACUAAUAAAAAAUAAGUUUUAUUGAUUUUAAACGUCGGAAGGAACCCGUCACCUCCCUGUUGCUUUGCUAUAAAGCCGUGCGCUCCAGUCAGCUUUGUCACGGAAACGUGCAGCGGAGACGCGCACUGAAGACCUGUAUUAUACUGUAUGUGGAAGAUAUUGAAAUAGAAGAGAAACACAUACUCGGAAGAAAAUAAGCGUUUUAGCUUACGUUUUUGAAGUGCUUUGUGAAAAGAAAAGUUACUGGCUGCAUCAUGAAAUUUUUCGUACCGGUUGUAGUGGUCUUUUUUGUUUUGUGCCAAGUUUUUGGAGAGGAAAUGGGUCCAAAAGAAGACCCCGAUUACUGGACAAACAACAAUCAAAUACAGGAUGAGUGGCUUCAGACGGAUCCAUUCAGAGAGAUACUUCGGCGCAUGACGAGGAAACCCCGACCACAUCAGUUCAUCGGUCUGAUGGGGAAACGGUCCUCUGCAGCAAACGCACAGAUUACACGAAAAAGGCAUAAAAUCAACUCUUUUGUGGGGCUGAUGGGUAAAAGAAGCCAAGAGGAACCAGAAUCAUAUGAAUGGGGAACAGUACAGAUCUAUGACAAAAGGCGUUAACAGCUCAAAUGGGUCACCGUCACAUCUGCUUCUGAAAGGAUCAUGUCAUUCUGUGAUUCUUGUUACCUUUUUUUCCAGAUCGGAUUUCCAAUAAAAAAUAAUAAUUUUACAUUGUGGUGAUAUGGCACAGCCGCACCUGUGCCGGUUUAUUUACGGAUCAAACUUUUCCAUCGCUUCUAAUUUACUGUGAUCAAAUGUGUUUGUGUCAACAUCUCUCCAGGUGUGGUGGACCAUUAAAGCAAAGCUGUGUUCUCACUCGAGUACACAGAGAUUUGCGUUGACAAUGUCACAACAUAGUGCCUCAUAGUGUUUUCACCAUGACUGACGAUGUGCUACAAAAACGACUGAAUACUGAUGUACUACAAAUACUUACAGUCUGAGUGUGUUCUCAUAGACUUUGCAUGUUCUGUCACUGCUGUGAUUAAGGGGUUUGGUAUCUUGGUAUCUCUGUGUGAUUGUAGCUUGAUAUUAAAAAUAUUUUCUUUA
This is a messenger RNA of Triplophysa rosa, 1251 nucleotides long. It is a transcript of the gene tac1, whose product is annotated as tachykinin precursor 1. The record is from RefSeq and is a predicted model, not a curated record. Gene Ontology annotation, biological process: tachykinin receptor signaling pathway. NCBI's taxonomy places the organism in Eukaryota, Metazoa, Chordata, Actinopteri, Cypriniformes, Nemacheilidae. Bases 418 to 765 code for a protein of 115 amino acids. The transcript is spliced from 5 exons.